AUGUGCAUGGCGCUCGUACCUAAGCAUCUACGGCACAACAAGCUUGGUGCCAAGGCGGUGUGGGCCGUGCACUUGGGCAUGGCUCAAAACAGCAAGGGGUGGCUUCUCUGUGACCCAUUCACCAAGAAGUUCUUGUUCCGGCUGGAGCACGUGGAGCUGCCUUUGGAGCUGAGCAGCGGCAGCACCACCACAAGGCAAUCUUCCCUUGUGAAUGGGAAAGAGGAGGCCAAUGAUGCAGAGGAAGAAGAGGAGGAGGUGCAGCAAGUGAGCGAGCGUGCACCGACACUCCCUUCCCGCACUACGAGCGCUCCACGGAACCGCACCACACCGCAGCAGCGCCAAGGCCUUCAAGUCCCUGCAGCUGAGGAAGGAAGGGUGAAGAGGAAAGUCCAACCCCCUAAGAGGCUGACAUAUGAUGCGCCGGGAGAGCCGGGCAAGACGGCCCUGGCCGGAGCGGCAAUGAUGGUCGGAGACGACGAGGAGAGUGACUACGAAGAGUGUGCCUUCGCAUUCUUCUCUCCGGUGGAGAUGCCGGGAGAACCAGCAACUCUCAAGGAGGCCUUGGAGAGUGAUGAUGCUGAGGAGUGGAAGAAGGCAAUGGAGAGUGAGCUGAAGAGCAUCGAGGAGAAUGACGCAUUUGAGUUGGUGGAGCUACCGGAGGGGCGUACGGCGAUUACGUCCAAGUGGCUCUUCAAGAUCGAGCGCUACAAGUCUAGGCUGGUGGCCAAGGGGUACCAGCAGAAGGAGAAUGUGGACUACAAGGAGCUGUUUGCUCCUAUGGUGAAGCCGACGACGCUGCGAACCCUACUCGCGGGAGCCGCGAUCAAAGGUUGGGUGGUGAAGCAGCUAGACAUCGUAACGGCGUUCCUCAACGGAAUCCUCGAGGAGGAGAUUUUCAUGGCGCAGCCAGAGGGGUUUGAUGACGGCAGCGGCAGAGUGUGGAAGCUGAAGAAGGCCCUCUAUGGGCUGAAGCAGGCCCCUAGGCAGUGGUACCUGAAGCUGCGCGAAGUGUUGGAGGAGAUCGGCUUCACUCCCUCAACGGCCGAUCACUCCUUGUUCAUGCUUGGCGAGGGGGAGCAGAGGAGCUUCAUGGUGGUCUAUGUGGAUGACAUCCUCAUCUUCUCGCCCUCCUCUGACCUUGUGAAGGAGGUGAUGCUGAAGCUUCAAGACAAGUUCAAGUGCAAGUCCCUAGGACGUGAACUUUUACCGUGGGCUCCACAUCGAACGAGAUGUGGAGAAGCGGUGCAUGCGGGUGCACCAACGGAAUGUGUGAAGGGACCAGAGGAGGAGAGCGUGGGUGAAGAAGAGAGGCGCCGUUUUCACUCGUUGGUGGGCAGCCUCAUGUACGCGGCAGUCAACACACGACCGGAUGUCGCGUUUGCUACCGGGCAGCUGGCAAGGGUUGUGCAAUGCCCUAAUGAGGAGCAGGUAGCAGCUGGAAUGAGGGUGGCCAAGUAUCUUAGCUAA
Closterium sp. Yama58-4 is the source of this 1467-nucleotide messenger RNA. NCBI's taxonomy places the organism in Eukaryota, Viridiplantae, Streptophyta, Zygnematophyceae, Desmidiales, Closteriaceae. The record is from the annotation of a GenBank genome assembly.